GUUAAUUGUUACCAAUAAUUUUUUGUUUCACCCAAUUUUUGAAUCUUAAUCAAGUAAAAUUGAAUCAUGAACUCUCAUGAUGACCAAUACUUUGACAGUAAUUAUCUUCAUCCUUAUUAUGAUUUUAAUCGUUCACCAACAAUUAACAAUAAUCGUAACCAAGAGUUAAAUACAUCACCUCAAACAACAAUUAACAACAAUAAUAAUUCAACUCUCAGAUCAGUGUUUCCAUUGAAACCUUCAAAUGUUUAUCAACUGUUUCUAAUUAUAACAAUUUGGUUAAUCAGUGUAACUUUGUUGAGUUUAUUAAUUUGGCAAAUUGUCCUUCCCCAGGUAACCCUAUCACCUAUCGUUGACACCGCCUCAGGCCGUGUUUUGGGCUCUAUCGAGAGUCGAGGUUCUAAUCGUCGAUUAGCGAUCUAUCAAGGUAUUCCUUAUGCUCGACCACCGAUUGGUUCCCGUCGAUUCACUCGACCUGAACCCGUUCUACCUUGGAAAGGUAUUUACAAGGCCACAACUAAGCCACCAUCUUGCUAUCAAUUUCUAUUUGAUUCCUCAUCACCAGUGACAAUAAACACUACGAGAAAAAGUUCAUUUCGAACAUUUUUCUCGAAAUUUUUUCCAACAUCAGCUCCAUUAUCAUCAUCAUCUAAUCUACUAAUCUCAUCAGCUGAUAAACUACAUCAAAGUGAAGAUUGUCUUUACAUUAACCUUUAUGUACCUCUAAAUGAAUCAGAGAAUAAUGAAAAAUCAAAAUCUGCACAUGAGACGAAAUCAAGUAAAAAAGUUAAUCAAAUUGAACCUAAAUCAGUACUUGUUUUCAUUCACGGCGGUGGUUUCGUAAGUGGAUCAAUUAAUCAUUACGAUCCAUCAAUGUUGGCUCUAGAGGGUAAUAUAAUUGUAGCCACGGUGAGCUAUCGAUUGGGUUUAUUUGGUUUCAUCUACUAUGAGAUAAAUGGGACACCCUCAAUAAAACAGGGUAACCUUGGUCUCUAUGAUCAAUCGUUGGCACUUCGAUGGAUCCAUGAAAAUAUAAAAAAUUUCGGCGGUGAUCCAGAUAAGGUUGUACUUUUCGGCGAUUUUGCUGGUUCUCAAUCAGUUGGAUUUCACCUCAUCUCCAACCAUUCACAGCCAUAUUUUACUCGAGCCAUUAUGCUAAAUGGUAGCCCGUUUAAUUUACCCUUGAUUAUGAGCCGUGAACGUGGUUUAAAUAAAACACUGGCUUUGAUCAAUGCAACAGGUUGUAAUGCUGAUGAUGAUGAUGAUGAUGAUGAUUACGAGGAGAAUAGUGAUAAUUUGGAUGAUAGUAAAUUGUCACAAUUAAAAGUUUCACCACCAGCAAUUACUUUAAAAGCAAUUGAUUGUCUAAAAGGAUUAAAAGCAUCCCAGUUAAUUGCAAUUGACCGUAAAUUGUCACGGUCAAUGUUUAUCAGCUAUUAUCCAGUUCCUGAUGAAUCAUUUUUCCCAAUUCAUCCGUUUGAGAUAAUUGAAUCAGGUGAUUAUGGUUCACAGAAACAAUUAAUGAUUGGUUAUAAUGGACACUAUGAUUCUUGGAUGAAAGAUUUGGGAUUAUCUGAUGUCAUUAUUAACAGUACCUCGGCCGCUGAUGAUGUUACAUCAAGAAUGUUACUCAAUCGUUUGUCCAAUUUUGGACCUAAAAGUAUUGGAAAACAUUAUUAUGAGAUAGUUACUCAAGUAAUUAUGGAAGGUCAUCAAUCAAUUUCACCUUUAACCCUCGCUGAAAGGAUAAAUUCACUUUCUCUUGACCUUGCGAUUAGAUGUCCAGCCUAUUUUCAGAUUACAAGUUUCAUUCAAAACGAGACUCGAUCUGUUUAUUAUUUUGAACUUCGAGCAUCAACUGGAUACGAAUUAUUGAAUAAAAUGUUCACCUCUCUAAGUAAUUAUAAUUACACAUCAUCGGCGACCUCAGAUAUUGGCCUUAUAUUUGGUUACCCGUUGAUGAACACGAAAAAAUCAACUCGAUGGAGUAACAAUUAUCAUUAUUACAGUCAAGAUGAUGUUACCUUUUCAAAAGAGAUGAUGAAUCUAUGGAUACAAUUCAUUAAACAUGGUAAACCAACACCAAAUGAUGUUUGGACACCAUGUACAAGUGAGGAUAAACUUUAUCGAUACAUAAUUAAAAGGAAAGGAACUAAAUUACGUUCUGGUUUUCCCGAUAAUCAAUGUGAUCAAUAUUUCAGAAUAUUGUAUGUUAUUGGUAAAUCAUUUGGUAAAUCAUAAUUAUCUAGAGUACAACAAUCAAAAAAGUUAUCAUAUUUAAUCACCUUACUAAUGAAUAAAAAGUAAACCAAAUAUUGAAUUGGAUAAUAAAUUGAAUCAAUGAUUAGCUUUACAUGUUUUUAACA
Panonychus citri (citrus red mite) is the source of this 2366-nucleotide messenger RNA. Its product is annotated as pyrethroid hydrolase Ces2e-like. Gene Ontology annotation, biological process: choline metabolic process; acetylcholine catabolic process. The transcript has 3 exons. Gene Ontology annotation, molecular function: acetylcholinesterase activity. The record is from RefSeq and is a predicted model, not a curated record. The coding region runs from base 67 to 2241 and encodes 724 amino acids. Lineage: Eukaryota; Metazoa; Arthropoda; Arachnida; Trombidiformes; Tetranychidae. Gene Ontology annotation, cellular component: plasma membrane.